GUAGUAUUGUUUUCCUUCUAUUUGAACUUGCCUGAUCGAUUAGAAAGACUGGAUAAUCCCUCUGUUUGUCUAUAUUUUAUACCAAGAAAUCAACCUCCCUCUUUAUUAGAACUGGUUCCAAAUAGGAUUAAAAGCCACAAAAUGCUUGACAAGAGAGUACGUUCCACAAGAACCUCUUCGCCAAGGUAUACCUCCCUUUCUCGAUCCAAUUCACCACCAGAUAUGGAAAGAAAAAGAAAAUCUCAAAGGAUAAAUAAUGGAACCAAGUAAGUUGCAAUUAUUGUCGAAGGAAUUAUUUCUCAUUCUUUGGAUUUAUUGUAGAAAAGCAACGAAAAGGACACCAGCAAAACCAAAAACUGUAGCAACUAAAGAAAAUUUGGAUUCAAGGAAUCACGAUUUAUGCGAUGCAUGUAAUGGUCCCGGUCAAUUCCUAUGUUGUGAAGCUUGCCCCAAUGUCUUUCAUUUUGCCUGUGUGGAUCCCCCAAUGGAAGUUAGUGAAGUUGAAGAAUUGGAAGGUCCAUGGUUUUGUAAAAAAUGUGCAUGGCAGAAACAACAUUCAAAGACCAAAUCAUCCACUCGAGGACGACGGAAAAACAGGAAUCAGAUGACCUUUUUCGAAGUUAUGGCUCAAGAUCUGGAGACGCAAAAUCCUGUAGCCUUCUCUUUACCUGAAAAUAUACGGAAUUAUUUUGAUGGUGUAUCUACUGGACCUAACGGUGCUUAUAUUGAUGCUACUACUGUCAAGUCAGUUAAAUACAGGAACGGCCGACCAGAGGAACAAGACUAUCAUCGACUAAAAGACAAGAACAACAAUUAUAUUUAUUGUUAUUGGUGUCAGAAAACUGGUCUCAGAAAACCAAUAAUUCCAUGUGACUUUUGCUCCCUGUAUUGGCAUCUUGAUUGUCUCAAUCCGCCAUUGACGAUUCCACCCAAUAUUGCCAAAAAAUGGAAAUGCCCAUGCCAUCCGCAACAACAAAUACGAUAUCGCAUACCACGACAAGAACAAACAAUAACAACAAUGGAUAGCAGUUCAACUUCUACUGAUAGCUACAGCCACAUUCUAGAUAGUCCCAUCGUACAACACAAUCCUACAACAUGCGAAAAUACUCAACAAAAUGAAAAUGAAUCUGAAGUCAUCACCACUAACCCUCCGACGAAGACAUGGAACGUCGAAGAUACCAUAGAUACAAAACAAAUGGAUAACAAAGGGAAACAGCAAAAUGAUCAGACUAGACGUGAAGCACUCGAUGUCAUUAUUCACAACAAAAAGCUUCAUUUAUUACCGCAAACAUCCUUCAAGCUUGAUUUUAUGUCCACCGCCGAAAGGUUACUGAAGAAUAGAGAAAGAAGGGCAUUGAAGAACGCCAGGAUCCAGAAGAAGAAUGAAAAUAGUAAUAGUAAUAGUGGUACAAGUGGUAGCAGUAGUGGUGGUAGUAAUCAUAGUCAUAGUAGCAUCAAUCUUGUUGUAUAGUGAUUAUUGUCCUCCUUCCCAUUUUUUUUAUUCUAAUAUGUAUAUAAAACUGUUACCCUCCCAUUUUGAUAAUUAUCUAUGAUGCUUCUUGUGAUUUCUUUGACAAAAUUGUGAUGACAUGAUGAUACAGUAGCAGUCGAUGAUGAUGGUGGAUCGAUGGU
Halteromyces radiatus is the source of this 1632-nucleotide messenger RNA. RefSeq lists its product as uncharacterized. Lineage: Eukaryota; Fungi; Mucoromycota; Mucoromycetes; Mucorales; Cunninghamellaceae. Gene Ontology annotation, biological process: regulation of transcription by RNA polymerase II. The record is from RefSeq and is a predicted model, not a curated record. The transcript is spliced from 8 exons. Gene Ontology annotation, cellular component: Rpd3S complex. The coding region runs from base 257 to 1471 and encodes 404 amino acids.